Molecule: messenger RNA, 2523 nt
Organism: Silurus meridionalis
Lineage: Eukaryota; Metazoa; Chordata; Actinopteri; Siluriformes; Siluridae
Gene: asphd2
Product: aspartate beta-hydroxylase domain containing 2
Exons: 5
Coding region: 893-1927 (344 amino acids)
Source: RefSeq, a predicted model, not a curated record
CAAACGGUUAACUUUUACUCAACAACAACUAGUUUAAUUACAGGACAGUAAUAAAAAACUAUAAAAAAUGUAAAUUCGAUCUUAACAGUCUCAGCACACCGUUCGGUAGUUUACAUGUUAUAGAGUAAAGAUAAAUUCGUGUUAUUUAUCUGUAAAAAAAACUACAGCCGCCAUUUUGCUUCAGUUGGAUGCGCGCGAGGCGUAAACACGAGUUUAUAUUUCUUAAUGUCCAUGUCGUGAUGAACUUUGUGUUUUGUAGCCGUUCUAAACGUUUAUAAAGCAGUAUAGUGGUAUAAAGUAAACACAGAAGUGACAAACAUUUGCUUUUUGUUAGUUGUUUGGAUUUUGUGUCUCUCGGUGGGAAAGGCGCCCGUGCGCGCGGUGCAUCAUGGGAUUUGUGGUUCUUGUUUAGGGAGUCGCGGAGCCGCGGUCGGACUCUGUGUCUUCACAACCCGUGUGCGCGAUUCUUCUGCGGUCCUGCGCCUCCUCCUCCCGCCGCCCGAGGGGGGCUGAACACUCGGGGUAUUAGUGUGUGUGUGUGUGUGUGUGUGUGUGUGUGUGUGUGUGUGUGUGUGCGCGCGCGCGGGGUUUGGUGUUGCACUGCGGGUGUUAUUGUCCAUGCAGCAGGACACGAGACACCAGACAGGAGACAGGAGACAGGUGUGCUGUGGUGAAAUCCUGAAACGUCUGGACGCCGACACACACACACACACACACACACACGCACACACACACACACAUUUUCCUGCUCCAGCAUGAACACACAGCACAGAAAAUCGGAGAGAAGAUCGGACGCUGUACCUGGCAUGUGUGAUUGACAGGUCCUGUAUUGAGAGGAUCAGUGUGUGUGUGUGUGUGUGUGUGUGUGUGUGUGUGUGUGUGUGAGAGAGAGAUGGAUUGGAUGCGGGACUGGGUGCAGGCGGUGCGGGAGUGUGAGGGCGGGGCUCUGGGCACGGUGCUGUGUUUAACCGUGUUGUUUGUAUGGUACUGUUACCGUGUGGGAUGUGAACACGCCUCCUACACGCCUGAGUCUCGCACCAGCCCACCUGAACUGUCCUUUGCAAAGCUCCGCCCUACUGUGGGCGGAGUCAGAACAGGUGACGGGGUCAGCGAGGAAGAGCUGAAUGGCUUUGCAUACUGUCAGUCACCGGAGUGUUUCCGCUGUUCUCGUCCCGCGGACGGAUUCAACCAACGACUUUACCACAAUCUCCAGGACUACGCUAAACGCUACACAUGGGCAGGUAUGGGGCGUGUGCAUAAAGGUGUACGUGAGCAGGAUCGUUAUCGCCUGUGUAAUCGUCCGUCCAUCCAGAAGGCCGAGGUGUUCUUCCUGCCAGAUCUGCCCUCGGCUCCGUUUUUCUCCCGCGAUGCUCAGAAGCACGACGUGGAGCUGUUGGAGAGAAGUUUCCCGGCGCUGCUGGCCGAGUUCGAGAGCGUGUACCGCGCCCCCCCGGCGCUGGCACCCGGCUGGAAGGCUAACAGCAUGCCGCGCGGACACUGGUGGACCUUCUACCUGGUGAACCAGGGCACCACGCUGGGGCUGAACGCCCGCCGCUGCCCGCGCACCUGGAGAGUCCUGGGGCAACUGCGCACCUUUAUCUCCAACAACGUGUUCGGAAACGCCUGCUUCUCCGUCCUCAGCCCCGGAGCCACCAUCACCGAGCACUACGGCCCCACCAACGUCCGCCUGCGCUGCCACCUGGGACUGAAGGUUCCUCCUCACUGUGAGUUGGUGGUAGGUGGAGAGCCUCAGUGUUGGUCAGAGGGAAACUGUCUACUGUUUGACGACUCGUUCCUCCACACGGCCUUCCACGACGGAGCUCCAGAAGACGGACCCCGCGUGGUGUUCAUGGUGGAUUUGUGGCAUCCGAAUGUGGCAGCGGCCGAGAGACAGGCACUCGACUACAUCUUCACUCCGGGACGCUGAGAGAGAGAGAGAGAGAGAGAGAGAGAGAGAGAGAGAGAGAGAACGAUAGAUGAGUAACAGUGAAGCUGAUAACCUGCACAUUUUACUAUACAUACAUAAGUGUCACACUUCACUCUCUCCUGCGAUGAGGGAGGGAGGGAGGAGAGAGAGAGAGAGAGAGAGAGAGAGAGAGAGAGAGAGAGAGAGAGAGAGAUAAAGAGAGAGAGAGAGAACUGACAUGAAAAAACAAAUGACUUUUUUAUGUACAUGGAUAUUCCCAUAACAAAUUGCAAAGAUAGAUAGAUAGAUAGAUAGAUAGAUGGAUAGAUGGAUAGAUGGAUAGAGGAUAGAUAGUUGGAUGGAUAAAAGGAUAAACAGAAAGUUAACUACUUAAUACACUUUUUCUAUACAUGAGGAGAAACAGAGACAAUCCCAAACCACUCAUUUUAAUGUACAGAUUUUUACACUCUCUCAUUACAGGGUGGAAAGAUGGAUAGAAAGAAAAGGACUAAAUAAUGGAGAGAUAGAAGCUGUUACACACGCACCUUUUGUACACGAGUGUGUUUUGUGUGGUUCAGACAUUAGUGUGAGAGUAAAAGCACCUUCUUUAUAUUGAA